Molecule: messenger RNA, 1164 nt
Organism: Eufriesea mexicana
Lineage: Eukaryota; Metazoa; Arthropoda; Insecta; Hymenoptera; Apidae
Product: odorant receptor 85b
Exons: 6
Coding region: 1-1164 (387 amino acids)
Biological process (GO): sensory perception of smell; detection of chemical stimulus involved in sensory perception of smell
Cellular component (GO): plasma membrane
Molecular function (GO): odorant binding; olfactory receptor activity
Source: RefSeq, a predicted model, not a curated record
AUGAUGGAUACCAGAAGCAUCAGUAACCCAGUGCUAAUUGGUUUGAGAUUGACUGGUAUCUGGCCAGGUUUUCCACAUGAAAUCAUCGUUCGAUUGAUUUGGGUUGUUGAUCUGGCUUCUGCACAAAUAUUUCAGUACCGAUAUGUAUUGAAGCAUCUCAGUCUUGAUACCUUGACAGAUUUCGUAGACAGCGUGGGCACUUCUUUGCCUUAUAGCCUGCUGUGUUUUAAAUUAAUCAGCUUCUGGACCAAUCGCGGAAUAUUUAGAAACAUAUUGUUAAGAAUGUCUCACGACUGGACCUAUUCUGUUGCUGCUAAACAUAAUGUAGAUGUCAUGAUAAAUAAAUCUGUACUCGCAUAUCAGUGUUCAAAGUUAAUUAUGGCCAUAUAUGCAAUUGCCGUUUUCGUGUAUGCUAGUGUGUUUCUGGAAUUGGGAGAUCAGAGUCAAGACGGUGGAUUUAACCGAACAUCCCGAGAAUUAUUAAUGAAGAUGGACUUGCCUUUUGCAUAUUAUGACAGUCCAAUAUAUGAGUAUGUAUUUGUUGUACAAUUUGUUCAACUACUGUCUACUGCAUUUGCCAUUGCCAUGUUAGAUGCCUUAAUAAUUUCACUGAUAUUUCAUAUCGGUGGACAGAUAGAAAUGUUACAUAAUGAUAUAGCAAAUGUUUCUGUCAAAAAUGAAGAGUUUGAAGUACUAAGGAUUCAAAUUAAAUCUUUAAUUAAUAGACACUAUCGAAUUAUCAUUAAUGCGGAAUAUGUCGAGAGUUUGUUCUCAUAUAUCGCUUUGAUACAAUUAUUCUGCAAUACACUCGUUAUAUGUUCUGUAGGAUUCAUAAUAAUAGUUGCAAUUAAUUCACACGGCGACAUAAAAGUAUUCAUAAAAAUAUCAUUCUUUUACAUUGCCAUUACCACGGAAGCAUUUAUCUUUUCCUUUGCUGGAGAAUAUCUCAGUAAUAAAAGUCUUUCAAUUAACAAUUCAGCUUAUGACUCCCUCUGGUAUCUACUCAAACCAAGGGAUCGACGUGCUUUGGUACUUCUCAUGAUAAGAUCGCAAAGACCAUUAACAAUUACUGCUGGGAAAUUUAUGGAUUUAUCUUUAGAAGGAUUUGCAAAUAUUCUAAAGGCCUCCGCGUCAUAUGUAUCAGUAUUAUAUGCUAUGUAUUGA